This is a messenger RNA of Lobosporangium transversale, 1818 nucleotides long. RefSeq names its product Metallo-dependent phosphatase-like protein. Gene Ontology annotation, biological process: sphingomyelin catabolic process. Lineage: Eukaryota; Fungi; Mortierellomycota; Mortierellomycetes; Mortierellales; Mortierellaceae. Gene Ontology annotation, molecular function: sphingomyelin phosphodiesterase activity. The record is from RefSeq and is a predicted model, not a curated record. Bases 1 to 1818 code for a protein of 605 amino acids. The transcript has 4 exons.
AUGGAGGAUCUUCUCAAUUCAACUGAAUUAGAUCCAUGUCAGAUGUGUCAGAGGGGCAUGCGAAUGGCAAAGGAAUUUUCUCUACAGGCACCUGAGUACCUCUCUGGUGUCCUGAGAGAACUCUGUGCCAAAUAUUCAUUCAGGCGAUUGGAUGCCUGUGCAGGUCUGAUGGAGCGCCUUAGUGAACAGUUGGUGGGGAUUUUCUCAGAGAUGAACCUAGAGGGAUCAGAUGGAUAUUAUGCCUGUGCCUAUUCUUUCCCAGGAUCAUGUCCAGUGCCUUUGCACCAACCUGCAGACAUAGCCUUCCCAAAAGCUAAACCUGUCAAUGCUGUGCAACCAGCGCCCAGUGGACAGACCAUCCAAGUCCUCCAUUUUUCAGACUGGCAUCUGGAUCCCUUGUAUAAAGUAGGGUCAGAAGCAAAAUGCAGUCACAACAUUUGUUGUCGUGACUAUGGUUCCUGGAACGAUCCAGGGCCGAUCAAGAAACGAGCAUCGAAAUGGGGGGACGGUAAAUGUGAUACGCCCAUUGCACUAGGACUGAACACUCUGGAGACGAUUCCCAAGUUUGUGCCCAAUGCGAGCUUUGGAUUGUUUACUGGCGAUAUUGUGAGCCAUGAUGCUUGGAUGAUCAGUGAAAAGUAUGUGGCGGACGAGGAAAUCAGGAGCUAUGAGCUUUUCAAGAAGUAUCUCCAAGAUCUAAAGUUGUAUGUUGCUAUGGGCAACCACGACUCGUACCCUAGUGAUCAGGCUCCUGGACGACAAAGGCCGGACUCUUAUAUUACUCAUAAAUGGUUAUAUGAUCAUGUGGCAGGGAUCUGGGAAAAGAAUAAUUGGAUCACAUCUAUUGAAGCUGAAUACGCCCGCUCACACAACGCCAUGUUUAUGACAAGGCCUAUGGAUGGCCUCAAAUUGAUCACCUUAAAUACAGAUUUAUAUUAUGUCCGCAACUUCUUCACUAUGCUGGACACCAACUUGGAUGAUCCCAGCGGGAUGCUUCAUGAUCUGGUUCUAGAACUUCAAGACAGCGAGGAUCGUGGUGAACGAGUCUGGAUCAUGGGACACAUGGCACCUAUCACCAGGUCAUUACCUCGCUCUUCUUUGCUCUUUCAAAAGAUUGUUGCUCGAUAUUCUCCGCAUGUGAUUGCAGGAAUCUUUACAGGUCAUUAUCAUCAGGACAAGUUUAUUGUCGUUCAUGACCCAGAUGCGCUUGAACAGACCGAAGAGUCUGCUCUCAAUGUCAUCUAUCAGGGCCCAAGUGUCACUCCACUUGAUAGAUCCAAUCCUGCUAUUCGCUGGUAUGAUGUCGAUGCAAAGACAUUUUCAAUCCUAAAUACGCAUACAGCUGUAGCAGAUAUCAUUGGGCAAGGAGCUUAUUGGGAGGCUAAUGACAUGGAGCCAGAAUGGAAGCACGAAUAUUCAGCCAGAGAAACGUAUGCUGAUCCAGCGGACCCACUUGAUCCAGAAGAUCCGUUGUCACCAGCGUUUUGGCACAGAACUGUAGAGAGAAUGAAGGAAGACCGCGAGUUGUUUAAGACUUAUUUGCAAUAUGAGUCCAAGUUAUCAGAAGAGGCAAAGCCGUGUCAUAAAGGGUCAGCUUGUGAGUAUGAAGCGUUGUGCCAGAUGCAAGCUUCGACAGUGGUUCAACACCAACAAUGCACAGAGGACGCAGAGACACUCAAAGGCACAAAGAACAAAAAGAAGCCUAAUAAGAAGAAGCCUUUUAGUGUCACCCGAGCUGGAAAGGAAGUCAUUGUGGGGGACUACGAUGAGGAACGUGGCUACAUUGAAGGACUAGGAGUGGAGAGAAGGGGUAUGUAG